Penicillium waksmanii is the source of this 1533-nucleotide messenger RNA. RefSeq lists its product as uncharacterized. The transcript has a single exon. The coding region runs from base 1 to 1533 and encodes 510 amino acids. The record is from RefSeq and is a predicted model, not a curated record. Lineage: Eukaryota; Fungi; Ascomycota; Eurotiomycetes; Eurotiales; Aspergillaceae.
AUGCCGAACGAUCGCGACCCAGAGAAACAAGACAACUCCAAAGACAAUAAUACCGACAAUCGAGAUAAAAAUACAAACAUGCCUCGUGAUCAAGACUGGGACGGCGAGAGCAACCCAUUCGUCGUCUUCCGGCGCUUCGCUGAUGAACAGGUCUCUUCACUACUCCAGUCCGUCACUGGACUCCCAUCGAACAUAUCGCGCCCUCAAUCAGACAGAUGGACUAUAUUUAACGAGGACAACGGCUACGAGGAAAGAAAAUACCGGGAACGCUCUGGUGGCGACAAUCCUGGACAUCGCAAUUACGCGCGUGACCAAGGCGCAGAAGGAUCUUCCUCAAGUGGCCAGGACAAUAACAACGGAGGCAACACAUCCGGGCCAUCGCAACCUGGGAAUCCCAACAAUCAACAUCCCCGGAAUACCCAUCAAGAAAGAAACCACAAUACCCGCAACGCGCACUCCGACUUCUUCGGCAUCGAGUCCGUUGUCGACCGGUUCGAGGAUCGAUUCUUCCCCUUCUCACCAUCAUUUCUCCACCCCAGCAAUCGAUACUUCUUUCCCGAUAUGUUUGAAGAAAGCAGCUCCCCGACCUGGCCCCUCACAUACAUCGCGUUUAGCCCCUACUCGCCUCUCCACCUCGAACAUCAAGCUCAUUAUCGCGCACAACGGGACCAGGGCGUCUUCUCCUCUAUAAUGUCUUCUUUCCAACCAGAAUCGGACCGCGAUCCAAAUGAGCCGCAAUGGCGUGAGGCAUUCGAGGAUCUGCUCCGCUUAGAAAACGGCAAGCCGAUGCUCGACAAUGAUACGCUGCAAGCCGGCAAGACCGAAAAUGGAACAGAAUGGCUGCAUGGCCUCGUGAAACGCGGGAGUCUGGGCGAUCGUUGGAAAUACUCAUCCGGGGGCUCGGAUAUCUCUCCUUGGUCUGGUAUCACUUUCACGGGUACGAGCCACAGUGAUGACAACCGUGCCUUGCCUGAACCGCGCCCCGAGACCGACGCCGAGAUCGAAAACAGAAAGCAGCUCGAGUCGGAAAAUCAAGAUGCUGACACGGAAUUGGAUAUGUACGAACGUUUCCUACACGACAUCGAGGAACGAGAGCAACAAGUCCUGCGGGGAGAAGUUGGAAGUCCCCUUGUUCGCUUCCUCCUCGAAGAGCGCCGUCGAGAGCAGGAACAGUCUCGCCGACAACAAUACGAUGAUGACCAGGGCACUGAGGAUACCGAAAGCUGGCUGGAUCUUGUAUCUGGCGGAAAUCGAAAAUCCGUCCCCGAAACUCCGCCCAACUUGACUGAGACGAAGCAGGCGGAUAUUUCGCAAGAAACCACACCUUCUCGCGUUAUAUCGACCAUGUCUCGGACCGAACGAACACGCUUGGCCGAUGGCUCUGUUGAAACUAAAAUUGUGAAGACCAAGCGCUUUGCCGAUGGCCGUGAAGAAACAGACGAAUCGGUUGAGGUUACUCAUCCACGCUCGAAUGAUGAGGGUUCUGGUGGGCCAGGAAAUCAGUCAAAGGGUGGCUGGUUCUGGAAGGACUAA